CUUAUAUCAUUAAGGUCAAUAAACAAUUUAAUAUUUCACAACCAACAUCAAUUUCUGAUUUAGUUUUAACCCUUCAUGAAUUUUUUAAAAAACCAAAUAAAGCUUAUAAUGAUAGUAACGAUGAUUAUUUAAAAUUAGAAGUAGCAUUUGCAAGAGAAAAAAUAACCAUAAAUGAUAUUAAAGAUUUAAACAACAAAUAUCUAAAAGAAGAACUAGAGCUGCAAGCAAAUAUUAAUGCA
Racocetra persica is the source of this 239-nucleotide messenger RNA. Lineage: Eukaryota; Fungi; Glomeromycota; Glomeromycetes; Diversisporales; Gigasporaceae. The record is from the annotation of a GenBank genome assembly.